Molecule: messenger RNA, 677 nt
Organism: Pogona vitticeps (central bearded dragon)
Lineage: Eukaryota; Metazoa; Chordata; Lepidosauria; Squamata; Agamidae
Gene: NDUFB7
Product: NADH:ubiquinone oxidoreductase subunit B7
Cellular component (GO): mitochondrion; respiratory chain complex I
Source: RefSeq, a predicted model, not a curated record
AGGGAAAAGAGGUUGGCUGGGUCGAAGGGCGGAAACGGGGGAGGAGGAGGAGGAUUGGGACGGAGGGGGGGAGUCGCCGCCGCCGCCAUGGGGGCUCAUAUGGUCCGGCGGUAUUUCUUGUGCCCGGAGGAGGAACCCGAUCCUUCAACGAUCCCCAGCUUCGACCCCAUGUACGGCUUUCCCGAGCGCAAGGAACGCGUGAUGUUAGCAACAUGGCAGCAGAUGGUUGAUGCUCAGAUUCCUCUAGAACAGCGGGAUUAUUGUGCCCAUUACCUUAUUCAAUAUAUGAAGUGCAGACGUGACAAAUUUCCCAAUAUUUUUGGAUGCAAACAUGAGAAGCACGAUUGGGACUACUGCGAGUACCAGGAUUAUGUUAUGCGCAUGAAGGAAUAUGAACGGGAGCGGCGUUUGCUGGUUAGGAAGAAGCGUAUUAAACAGAAGGAAAAAGCAGCUGCAGCGGAAACUCUGUAACUGACUGUGGAAAGCUUUCAAUACAUGCAGACACCAUCUUCCAUUGGCCCAGAAAUUGAAGAGGCUAUGGAGUUUGGACUAGUCCUUCUACACAGAGCAAUGCACUGCUUCCCUGCUGGGAUCUUACAGAAUGCUUUAUAUAUUAUACUUUGCCCUAGAUUGAAAAAUACUUGAAUAUUUGCCCCUUAAUCUUUAAGAGUUUGAUU